Molecule: messenger RNA, 640 nt
Organism: Stylophora pistillata
Lineage: Eukaryota; Metazoa; Cnidaria; Anthozoa; Scleractinia; Pocilloporidae
Cellular component (GO): nucleus
Source: RefSeq, a predicted model, not a curated record
AUGGCUUCCUCAGCUAUCUCACUCAUAGCUCGAAAACAAAAUUUUAGCGCUUCAGAAAUUGCCGUUUUGACGGAAAAAGUCGAAGGAAACCUUUCGCUGAUACAAAGCAAGUUUAUCAACAGCGUCACCAAUCAGAAAAAAAAUGAAAUGUGGAAAAAAAUCGCCGAUGCUGUAAACGCUAUUUGUGUGGCAAUGCGGACAACAGCCGAAGUUCGCGAGAAGUGGCGAAACUUGCAGUCGCAGGCAAAGAAAGAAUUUAGUGAAAUGGCAAAGGAGCAUAAGAAAACUGGUGGAGGGCAAGCUCCGAAGAUACCGUUGGCAUUAACAGCCAAAGUUAUUGACAUUUUUAAGGAAAGACCUUCUUUCAUCGGCCUCGAGGGUUUCGAGUCCACAGGCCCUGAAGCAAACCUACCCACUGAGGCAGCUGAACAAGUAGCAACCAAGUCACAGAUCAUCUGGUGGUUGCUACUUGUUCAGCUGCCUCAGCACAGUGGAGGUUAACAACAGUUUGCUUGAACAAUUGCAGGAAGCUGUACAGGAUGGACCGAAACCUCAAGUCAAAGUGGUUAAUGUUCAAAAAGCAGAAAAUCAAAGCAAAAAAAAUAAGAGAAAGAUUACCCAAGAAGACAUUCUUGAGAAG